Molecule: messenger RNA, 897 nt
Organism: Dermatophagoides pteronyssinus (European house dust mite)
Lineage: Eukaryota; Metazoa; Arthropoda; Arachnida; Sarcoptiformes; Pyroglyphidae
Source: RefSeq, a predicted model, not a curated record
GAUCAAAAACAAGUAAAAUUUGAACCAAAUGAUGAUCAAAUUGAAUUGAAUUUGAAUCGAGAAAAAUUAUUUGAAAAUUGCCUGCUAUUGAUGACCAAUAAUACUACUAAUCAUCAAUCGAAUGAAAUUGAAUCAAAAUCGAAUGAAACAAUUUCAUUACCAGAUAUGAUACCAACACUAUUUCCACAUUACAUUCGAAUUCUAAAUGUACUUAUCGAUCAAUUGAAUUUGAUGUUUGAAACAACAUUAUUCGAAUCUGAAUCAAUUUCAAUGGAAAAAUCAUUUGAAGAUAAAAUUCGUAAAACUUAUUUGUUGUUAAGCCAUUUGCAAUAUAUAACCGGUUCGUUAACAAAUUCACAACCAUUCAAUGAACAUUGUUCACAUUGGUUAUUGAAAAUUUAUUCAAUUUGUUCAAGUUUUACCAACAACGAUGAUAGAAAAUGGAUUAAAUAUCGUUAUAUGAUUAUUGUUGGUACGAAAAUUCUGGAUAUUUAUCUGGUCGAUAUGGCUAAAUCAGAAUCUGAUUCGGCUGAACAUUUGAAAUUGUUUCUAUCAAAACUUGAUCCGUUUACCUUCUGUAUUGUCAUCAAUCAUUUGAAUCAAAUAGAAAAUGUACAAAUGUCUGAUUUGUUACGAAAAACUUUAAAAAAUUAUCGUAAAAUUAUCGAUGAUUAUUUUAUGAAACAAGAAUUUAGAUUAUCAAUAAUUCAACAGCAAAUGUUGAUGGUAUUUGAAACAUUGACCAUCGAUAAAAAUCGAAUGGAUUUUGAAACAAUAAUUUUAACAGAACUGUUGAAUCGUAUUGUAAUCAAUGUUGUUGAUCAAGAUGAUGAUGAAACAUUGAAAUUAUCUGGUCUUUUGAUUGAAAAACUUUGUAAUCAUUAUAAACAAAUUGAU